Messenger RNA from Parathielavia appendiculata, 1782 nucleotides. Its product is annotated as ENTH-domain-containing protein. Gene Ontology annotation, molecular function: phospholipid binding; clathrin binding. Gene Ontology annotation, biological process: endocytosis; actin filament organization. Lineage: Eukaryota; Fungi; Ascomycota; Sordariomycetes; Sordariales; Chaetomiaceae. Gene Ontology annotation, cellular component: endosome; plasma membrane; clathrin vesicle coat. The record is from RefSeq and is a predicted model, not a curated record. The coding region runs from base 1 to 1782 and encodes 593 amino acids. The transcript has 4 exons.
AUGUCGAAAGUCAUUCGGAGCGUCAAAAAUGUCACCAAGGGCUACUCCAGCGUCCAAAUCAAAGUGCGCGAAGCGACCAGCAACGAUCCAUGGGGCCCGACGGGGACACAGAUGAGCGAGAUCGCUCAGAUGACUUUCAACUCGUCAACCGAGUUCUACGAAAUCAUGGAUAUGCUUGACAAGCGGCUCAACGACAAGGGCAAGAAUUGGCGACACGUCCUCAAGGCGCUCAAGGUCACCGACUAUUGCUUGCACGAAGGGUCGGAGCUCGUCGUCACGUGGGCGAAGCAGAACAUAUUCAUCAUCAAGACGCUGCGCGAGUUCCAGUACAUUGACGAAGAUGGCAGGGAUGUUGGUCAGAACGUUCGCGUUGCGGCCAAGGAGCUGACGUCGCUGAUCUUGGACGACGAGCGACUACGCGCGGAGCGAAGCGACAGAAAGAGCUGGAAGUCCCGCGUCAACGGUCUGGAGGAAUACGCUCCUCAGUAUAACCAAGGCCAACGCAGUGAUUCCCAGCGACCGCGCCCCAUGCGGGCGCAGUACAGCGACGAAGAGGAUGCCGAGUACAAGUUGGCGAUCGAGGCCAGCAAGUACCAGGAGGAGGAAGACAGGAAAAAGCGUGAGAGCCGGGCCGUCGAUGAGGAGGACGACGACCUCGCAAAGGCCAUCAAGCUCAGCAAGGAAGAGGAGGAGCGGCGCCGGCGAGAGCUGGAGGAGACCAAUGCGACGUCGCUGUUCGAUGACGAGCUGGUGCAGACCGGUCAGCCUCAGUACACCGGUUUCAACCAGGGUUACCAACAAGGGAGUGCGGUCGAUUUCUUUGCGAACCCGAUUGACCAGAGCCAGAUGCAGGUCCAACCAACCGGCUACAUCAAUAACGCAUACACGGGGUUCCCGGCGCAGGCGACGGGCUACGCGAAUGGCUACACCAACGGGUUCGGCCAGCAACAGACAGCUUUCGAUGCGUUUGGCCAGCAACAACAGCAGCAGAUACCGCAGCAGAUAUUCCAGCCCCAGCCUACCGGCUACAACCCCUACAUGCAGCAACAACAGCAGCCCCAGCAGCAACAGUUCAUGCAGCCGCAAAUUCAGGAACCUACCCUGUCCCCCCUACCGGCAGGGACUAACAAUCCCUGGGCCAGCAACAGCAGCCUGCAAUCCCUCAAGCCCACGCCAACCGGCUCGAACAACCCGUUCGCCCAGCGCCCGUCUACCGGAUACAAGGCGCAGUCCAUGACUAACCUUGGCACUCUGCCCGAGCAAAAGACGCUUUCCACGUUCCAGCCGCAACAGCAACAGUCCCUGUCCCCAUUCAGCAUCAUGCAGCAGCAGUCCCAACCGCAAAUCCAGCAGCAACAACAGCAGCAGCAGCAACAGCAACAGCAGCAGCCGCAAAAAGAACUGACGGAGCACGAGGCGCGGCUCAACGCGCUCCUCGCCAGCAGCGAUGGCAUGGACACGUUCGGCAAUACGGGCAACCUGCGCAUUCCGGCGCAGCACACGGCCCCGGGCGUGUUUGUCAACAGCGCCGGCGCGGGUUUGGGAAGGGUCACGGCCGACGCGACGGGGAAUAACCCCUUUUUGAGGCAGCAGUUCACCGGCAUGCCGGCUGUGUCGUAUCCUCAGCAGCAGCAGCAGGGCCAGCAGAUGCCCGCUGCUACGGGACCCGCGGGCAUGGGUAUUGGAAUGGGGAUGGGGGGUGGGGUGAAUAAUAAUAACCCGUUUGCGGUCAGGGGUCAGCAGCAGCAGCAGCAGGGGCAAGGGGAUUUGAUUCAGUUCUAG